GCUUUUUCGACGGUAAAUGAAACAAAGGAGGUCCGAAAUUAAAUUAAAGCGGAACCGUUGACAUUUCUUUACAAACGGGGAGGCGGCGGGAUUAACUGGGAAACACAGGAAACACGCAUUUUCAGGAAGAAGAGGAAUAUAUCGAGUUUCCAUUUACAAAAAUACCGUGUUAUCAGUAGGUUAUAUCAAAUCAUAGGUUCAGUUAAACUAUAAUCAUACAGUUGAUCCCGCUCCAGUUUAUUUGAUAAAAAAAACAAGUCAACAAAGAUGCUGAUUAAAGUGAAGACACUCACAGGCAAAGAGAUAGAGAUUGACAUAGAGCCCACAGAUAAGGUGGAGCGGAUUAAAGAAAGGGUGGAGGAGAAAGAAGGGAUCCCUCCGCAGCAGCAGAGGUUGAUCUACAGUGGGAAACAGAUGAACGAUGAGAAAACAGCUGCAGACUAUAAAAUCCAGGGAGGCUCUGUUCUCCAUCUGGUUCUUGCUCUGCGAGGUGGACAGGUGCCCCGCUCUCCCAGAAGCCUACACUCCAAGCCUGCACUGUAGACAUCACUUGGAAACAUGCCUUAGCCUUUGCGAUGCCUACAUUAAGCGGAUCCACCGAAGUUGCGCAUCCAGGGGUCACCGGGUGGCAGUGUAGGCAACACAGAGCCAUUGGUAGAAAGAGUUAGAUCAGGUUCUACUUGUGGCAGCCACUUCCCUUCAGCCAAAUAUGUGUUGGCUGCCAACACUGCCCCCACUGUAACAUUUUCAUGGUGAAUGUUACGUGUUCUGUCCUGGCAGAAAAGGCAAAGUAACUUUCAGAAUAAAACAAAGCUUUGGCUAAAGUUUUACGACCCAGAGCUAAUUUUGGCUGCUACAGAAAACCGCUUCUACUCUGCAGCUCUGCAUGUAAGCACAGAGGUUACUAUUGUUCCUCCGAUGAUAAAACAGCUAACUGUAGCUUAAAGAUUCUUCAAGGAAACCCAACCUUGGAUCACAGCCUUUGCCUUCAGAGUGUGACACAAACUACGGUUUACUUGUUCUGUUUCAUCCAUGUUUUAUUCUGUUCUCUGUCAUUCGCCCCAACUCAGUAUAAUAAUCUGGAUGUAUCAAUCAAAAGUCUUUUUCUUGUGGAGUACCAAUUUAACUUAGUUAGAUUUGCAAAAGAUGGAUAAAAGAAUCUUCAAAAGAAUAGUUUGACAUUUUGGGAAAGACACACAUUCGCUUUGUGCCAGAAAGUUGGAUGAGAAGAUUGAUACCACUCAUGCAUACCGUAUCUCUGUUAAAUAUAAAGCUUAUCUUUGCACAAAGGCUGGAAAGAGGGGGAAACAGCUCUGUACAACAGAAACUAAAUCCUCUAAUAACUUAUAUCUCGUUUCUUAAUUUGUACGAAAAUCAAAGUUUGGAAUGACAAUUUGCCUCUUCACGUGCUCGGCUAUUUCUUGGCUCUGAACAGCUGCCAAGCAACCGAUUGAUACCUAAGGAAGUUACUGCUCCCAGUCAAGAAAUAGUCUGUGACAUAACCCCCUGAAAAAUGACAAGUUGUGUAUUUUUACACUUGGGCUUUUGUACACAUUAAAUAAUUGCAAUGUGGUGUGUUAAUUAGGGAGCUUUAGAGGUGCUAUUAGACAGACUUUGUUUCUGUUGGAUAGAGCCAGACUAGCUGUUUGCCCCGGUUUCCCGUCUUUGUAGAAAGCUUAGCUAACCUGCUGCAGCCUUAUAUUAAAUGGACAGAGAGUAGUAAAAGAGUGUUAUCAGUAUUCUCAUCUAACUCAGGAAAUGAAAAAGCAUAUUUCCCAAAAUGUCGAACUAUUCCUAUAAGGGACAACGAGAAGUAAAGGACAUGUCUUGUGUCAGGAAAACUGCCCACCACUAAUGCUAAAUCAUGUACCAUAGAUUUUGCUUUAUAUAAGCUUCAAAAGUAGACUGAGCAUGUCCAUUCUGUAGGAUAAUGUUUUAUAUUAUUUCACAUGAAUUUAAUCUGUCUUUUUGUGCUUAUUGCACAUUGUGUUGAUUAGAAGGAGCGUGCCAACUGUGGUGUCGUUUGACAAUGGCUUCAGUUUCCAUGGGUAUUGUUAGGUUUGUAUGUUCAGAGAAGCAACGUUAUCUUUUGGGAUUGCUGCGUCAGCACCCAUGUGCCCCCUCCCCCUCACUCAGUGUGACCCAUGCUGUAGAUUAGUUUGUCAGUUGAAUAAACUUGUGUUAAUGCUGAAAAUGCC
Molecule: messenger RNA, 2198 nt
Organism: Micropterus salmoides (largemouth bass)
Lineage: Eukaryota; Metazoa; Chordata; Actinopteri; Centrarchiformes; Centrarchidae
Gene: nedd8
Product: NEDD8 ubiquitin like modifier
Exons: 4
Coding region: 268-543 (91 amino acids)
Biological process (GO): regulation of proteolysis; modification-dependent protein catabolic process; protein neddylation
Cellular component (GO): cytoplasm; nucleus
Molecular function (GO): ubiquitin protein ligase binding; protein tag activity
Source: RefSeq, a predicted model, not a curated record